AUGCAGUUUGUGGUGCGUCAGCACUUUAUUACAGUUGGUGCUUCAAGUAACGGCGGCAUGGACAAUCCUAACGACUGCUUCCCCUUCGACUGGGAAGACCCUGAAUUCUUGCUGGAGCCAGACGACCACGAGGGCUUUAAGAACAACCUCUACGUGGACUUGGAUCCUGCUGAUAGCUUAUCUGAUUACGAGGAGCGCGUUACUCGCCAGGCGUUAGAAGCGCCAACUGCUCUGGUUACUAGCGAUUUAUGCGCAUGCAAAACACCUGAGCCUCAAGAUGACGCUCAACAAAAAACACCCAUUCACGAGCAGACAGCUUGGGAUGGGGAGGGCUUAGAAGUAGGAACCGUACUUCCUACUGUGCCCAUCACCUUGGUUAACCAUGUUUCCGUGGACAUACCAUCAAGCACCCUCGUUAUACCCCGAUCCCUUUACCAAGGCGAGCCUGAUGAGGAGGAGCCCCAAGCUAAGCCAGCAAGAGAGUGGACAGCCAUUCAGUCAAUACUGGAGGAGUACCGUCGAGUUCACAGCAGCAACAGCGGUGAAAUCGAAUUUGACUUGGACCAAUUUGCUGUCUACAUUGACGCCGCUGUACCAAGGGACGACAAGUCUCAGAAGCAACGGCCAUAUCCAUGCGAGAUGCGGCCGCUCCAACAUCUUGGAACCCAGUUCCGCUGCAAUAAAAUGUAUGUGGACGGCAUACUGUCAGUAGGGAAGAAGCAAUUUUCCAUCAGAGGCGUUCCUUUUGAAGAAUUCCCAAUUGGCAACUAUGGCUCUUCAGAACCGACUGUGGGGUCUCAACUCUGGAUGCGCUCAUGCUUGAGCGCUGCGAUUGCCAAAAGACAAAACACCAACAUCUACUACAGACUCAAAAACCCAUCAACUGAGUAUCAACGGUAUUACACUGGGUUCGUAUGGGUUGCAGACUUAGCAAAGCAUGUCAUCGAUUAUCUUUCCACAGCCCAGGACGAGAAACGGCAAGUUGUCUUCAAAGACUUUCGAUCUGCUUUCCAUGCUUGGAUAGACAAGCAGCAUGGAAACUCAGAAGUCUUUCAUCAAUGGCGAAGCCAAUACCAGAGGACUGAUUUCUGCAGCGCAGUUGCUGCAAACCUAGAAUUCAUCUGGAAGGAGGCUUCUGGAGUUCUUGGACACAAGGUCAGAUCGAUCUACCUACGGAAGCUGUGGAAAGAGAUACGCGAGUUCACUGCGCACUCAGACGGCGAUGACAAAACAUACUCUACACCGGCAACUAUUACUCCGUUGGCCUCCCCCUCGCCAACUCCAAGCAAGCGACAGCCUUCGCAUAUCCCAAAGACAGUGGUUACGCCAUAUGUCAACCAGUUAUUUGAUCACCUACCGUGCGGCCCAAUGAUGGAAGCGCUGGACCCAAGUCCUAAAACCGAAAGGUUGCGCCGAGACGUAACCAAGGCUCUUCGACUCGAUUCAGCACUGGAAAUUCAUACCGGUACGUCAGCCAAGAAUACAAACCAAAGAAGCCCCGAAACAUCUAUCAAUGUCGGCGACGUCAUCUCUAUAGCUCGAGACGAGGACGGCAACUGGACUAGAGAAACCCCUGCCGGCUUCAAUGAUGUUGACCGGUGGUUCGGGCUUGUACAGAAAGUCCAUAAGCGCAACGAUGGCAAGAAAAGCUUUGACAUCAUCUGGAUGUACCGUGCCGUUGACACGAUCUGUGGCAACAUGAGAUACCCCUGGAGUAAUGAGUUGUUUAUGUCCGACCACUGCAGUUGCAACAACUCAGCUGAUGACAAGAUCAAAGAAGAGGAGGUGCUAGCUGCACACAAGAUUGACUGGGGUGGUUUCGAUCCUGCGAAGCCCUUUCGCAAGCUUCGUGGAUUCGACCUGUUCUGUGGAGGCGGCAACUUCGGCCGCGGCCUUGAAGAAGGCGGCGUAAUCGAAAUGAACUGGGCGAACGACCUCAACGUGAAAGCGAUCCAUACAUACAUGGCGAACACAGCAAACACUGUCUAUCCUUUUGCUGGGUCAAUUGACGACCUGCAGACAUUGGCGCUACAGGGCAAGUUCAGCAAAAAGGUGCCGCCUGUCGGUUCAGUCGACUUUGUGUCAGGGGGCAGCCCUUGCCCGGGAUUCUCCCGCCUUACAAAUGACAAAGCUACCCCUGAGCAGCGGAAGAACCAGUCUCUUGUGGCCGCUUUUGCGUCCUUUAUUGACGUUUAUCGACCGAAGUUUGGGUUGCUUGAAAACGUCAUGGAUAUCGUGCAGACCAAGACGAAGCGCAACGAGGACGUUUUCAGCCAGCUGAUCUGUGCUAUCGUCGGCCUCGGUUACCAAACUCACUUUUUCAUUAUGGACUCUUGGGCCUACGGCUCUCCUCAGAGCCGUAGCCGUGUCUUUUUAUGCUUUGCUGCGCCAGGUCUCAAGCUCCCUGAAGUGCCAAUACAGUCACAUUCGCACUAUGAAUCCGGCAAACGUCGCAAGACACUAGGUUGGUUACCAAACGGCGAGCCAAUGGUGGAGCGCCUCGAAAUCCCGACACCAUUCAAGUUCGUAAGCAUAGCCGAGGCCACAGCAGACCUGCCAGACAUAAUGGACGGCAAGGCGGACUGCUGUGUGAACUUCCCUGACCACCGAAUGGCAUACAGCAUUACAAGACCAGCCAGGGCACAACUCAGCGUGAUCCCGAUGCACCCUUGGGGCAUGAACUUCCGAACAACGUGGGACAAUGGCAAGGGCACGAUGACGACGGCUGAGAGGGGAUUGUUCCCCAGCAAAGGUGAGAGAGUCUUGUCUCCAACCUCUCGGGCUUGGGGCCGCGCAUUCCCGAACAGUGUUAUGCAGACAGUCACCACGACGCCAUCGCCAACGGAUGCACGUAUCGGUCGCGUCAUGCAUUGGAACCAGAAUCGUGUGUUGAGCGUCAUGGAAGUCCGGCGUGCUCAGGGUUUCCUCGACCACGAGGUGAUCUUAGGGACGCCAAAAGAGCAGUGGAAGGUGGUCGGAAACAGUGUGGCUCGGGAGGUGUCGCUGGCUCUGGGUCUCUCGUUCCGAGAAGCUUGGCUUGGAUCCUUGAUCGAUGGCGAGGAAGUCCAGCCUACUGUUGACGUACCUCAACAGUUAGCACAGGCACAGGCGCAGGCAGAGGCAGCAUCGGGGAGCUCCGACAGCGACAAGGACAUGGCGGAGACAGACACUCUAUCGACAGAGUCUCGUGGAGAGACCCCCGUUUUGGUAUCGCCGCGAUCUCAGAAGCGCAAGUUGGGGAGCUCCUUUGUCAUUGAGUUGGUCGUUUCGAAGAUGCCAAAGAAACAGAGAGGGCAGUUGACACCGGAGAGGAGCGAAGGGUCGGAGGAUGAUGAGUCUGCAGACGACGAUGAGUUUGCGGAGGUUCCUUCGGCAUCGACAUCCUCAUCGUCGAGCUCGGGCUACGAGAUCAUUGAGCUGGAUUAG
Molecule: messenger RNA, 3426 nt
Organism: Colletotrichum graminicola M1.001
Lineage: Eukaryota; Fungi; Ascomycota; Sordariomycetes; Glomerellales; Glomerellaceae
Product: C-5 cytosine-specific DNA methylase
Exons: 5
Coding region: 1-3426 (1141 amino acids)
Cellular component (GO): nucleus
Molecular function (GO): methyltransferase activity
Source: RefSeq, a predicted model, not a curated record